This is a messenger RNA of Hydractinia symbiolongicarpus, 735 nucleotides long. RefSeq lists its product as uncharacterized. Gene Ontology annotation, biological process: protein deubiquitination. Gene Ontology annotation, cellular component: cytosol; nucleus. NCBI's taxonomy places the organism in Eukaryota, Metazoa, Cnidaria, Hydrozoa, Anthoathecata, Hydractiniidae. The transcript has a single exon. The coding region runs from base 1 to 735 and encodes 244 amino acids. The record is from RefSeq and is a predicted model, not a curated record. Gene Ontology annotation, molecular function: cysteine-type deubiquitinase activity; cysteine-type endopeptidase activity.
AUGGCGAAGCUGAAGCAAUCAUUGUCACCUGUUGACCCUUCGAAUUUUCUCUGGGCCCUUGAACGUCAAAUGCACUCUGAUGGGAAACUGGACUUCCAAUUUAAUACUCAGCAAGAUGUAGCAGAGAUUUUGUUUGUGGUUUUGGACGCCCUUAAGGGAUUUUCCCCGAUUGCUGCAGAUAAAAUCUCAACUGAAAUCUCAAUGUCCGUAAGCUGUAACACCUGCCUGUGCACCUCGGUAAAUGUCGAAAUGCAGGACAUUUUAACACUGCCAAUGACAUCUAAAAUCCAAUCUUGUGUCAGCAAAUUUUUAGAACCGGAAAUUCUAACUGAUGGAAACAAGUGGUUUUGUCCGCAAUGCUUUGCACAUAGAGAGAGUACUAGAGAAACGCAAAUCAGCAGGAGUAGUGAAAUCGUAUUCCUGCAUCUUAAAAGGUUUUUAAAACAUGGUGAACAUCUGGUAAAAGACAACAGAGUUGUUGAAUGUGUUUCUUUACGUGACUCUCUCCUGCAACUACCUCUCGUCAGUGAUACGGACACAAUGUUUAAUCAGAACUACUCAUUGUUAGCAACAAUUAAUCACUCCGGUACAUUAACCGCAGGUCAUUAUUGGGCUUAUGUUAAGGAUCCUGCCACAAAUUCUUGGUACCACUGCAAUGAUAGAGCGGUUUGCAAAUGCUCUCCACCUAUUCUCAACAACAAUUCAUGUUAUAUUCUUUGUUACGUUCGCUGUUGA